GCGCGCGCACUCGUUCGCGAGUAAUAAAUUACAACUCUAUGAUCGCGACACGCCGACCGUAGACCGUCUGAUAAUAAAUUAUUAUAAUAUUGUACACGACUGUCCACUGUGAAGAACGCCGUCGAAAAUACGCACGCACGCACGGAUUGUGUAGUGUUUACUCGUUUUCGGAUUAAUUUUAUACCUACUCGUAGGUAUCGAUAUAUCGUUGUUUUUGUUUUACAACUGUACGCCGCGACGCCAUCGGAGCCAUAUCGCAAGCAACCACCGGCGCCGUAAUAGUUGAUUUCAUAGUCGUGACUCUUGGACUAUCGCAGGUGUCAGCGUUCCCCUGUUCAGUUAUCGCUCGCCGAAUACGCGCACCGACGCCGCCGCCGCCGCCGCCGCCAUAUUAUAUUGUGCACCAUCCAGACGGCCAAAAAAUGUUAUAAUAGCUGCUAGUCCAUACUUCCGUGCCAUGUUCAUUAAUUUUGAUAUAAGUUAUGAAUAUUAUGAUCCUGGUCUUGACACAUGGACAUCAGUUGCACCAACGUCUGCACAUCACCAUAGUGUUGGUGUUGGAGUCUUGGAUGGUCUUAUGUAUGCUAUUGUUGGUUAUGAUGGAAAGUACCUUAAAAUUGUUGAGGUUUGUAGACCAAGUGAUGGAGAUUGGUCUUCUGUAGCUGAUAUGGAAAUACGCCGAAUGAGGCCAGGAGAAGUCGCAUUAGAUGGCUUGUUGUAUGUUAUUGGCGAAGAAGUGUUCAUCCACUAUAAAUACUAUAGAAAUUUACAACUAAUUUAUCACUAAUACUUGGAUCAUGGAGACAUUGUCAAGACUUGGAGUGCACAUUUGUGGUGGGUUAGUCGUUGAUAGACCACCACAUUAGUACUAAUCAGCAUACAGAAUGAUUUCACUGUUGUGGUAGUAAUAUGAACUUAUUUUUGUAUAAAUUAUGAUGAAAUGUGAUUUAUUCUUUAUAUUUUUGUCAAU
Molecule: messenger RNA, 970 nt
Organism: Acyrthosiphon pisum (pea aphid)
Lineage: Eukaryota; Metazoa; Arthropoda; Insecta; Hemiptera; Aphididae
Product: kelch-like protein 3
Exons: 3
Coding region: 458-787 (109 amino acids)
Molecular function (GO): protein binding
Source: RefSeq, a predicted model, not a curated record